This is a messenger RNA of Coregonus clupeaformis (lake whitefish), 1638 nucleotides long. It is a transcript of the gene map7b, whose product is annotated as microtubule-associated protein 7b. NCBI's taxonomy places the organism in Eukaryota, Metazoa, Chordata, Actinopteri, Salmoniformes, Salmonidae. Gene Ontology annotation, cellular component: microtubule cytoskeleton. Gene Ontology annotation, biological process: microtubule cytoskeleton organization. The transcript has 13 exons. The record is from RefSeq and is a predicted model, not a curated record. The coding region runs from base 89 to 1405 and encodes 438 amino acids.
GUGUGUGUAUGUUGUCCCCCACCUGUCCGCGAGGGGGCCGGUCUCCCGGUACCAUUACGUCCGCUCGGUCGAGAGGCUAAUCCCUCAGAUGACGUCAGGAAUGGCGGACCAGGACAGCAGCGACGCGCCGCCGGAGCCGCAAGUCUCUGACUCUCAGACCAAAGCAGAGGAGAGGAGAUGGUCUGGUCAGACCCAGUCCACCACCCCAACCCAGUCUAGUCAGACCCAGUCCACCACCCCAACCCUAACACUAUCACCUGCUCCCAGCAACAAUGCUGCUAACAAACCAGAGCCAUUGGUCCUCAACAUCGACGAGCGACAGAGACUGGCUCGGGAGCGUCGAGAGGAGAGGGAGAAACAGACCGCUGCGAGGGAGUCUGCGUGGCAGGAGAGAGAGGAGAGGGCCAGACAGCACUAUGAGAAGCAUCUGGAGGAGAGGAGGAGGAAGCUGGAGGAACAGAGGAUGAAGGAGGACAAGAGACGAUCCGCUGUGGAGGAGAAGAGAAGACAGAACCUAGAGGAGGAGAAGGCCCGUCAUGAGGCAGUGAUGCGUCGGACGGUGGAGAGAAGUCAGAGAGCCAGACAUAAACCCAACCGCUGGUCCUGGGGCGGGGCCCUGCCUGGGAACACACCCACUAUACCCGGGGGUUUUGUCGAGUCGUCUUUCCUCUAUCCCCUCGACCUAGCAGGGCUGGAACACCACCUCCAAGGUGCAUUCAGUGUCUACCGCAGAUACGGCCUGAGCCACCAAUAUGCUGACAGACGGUCUGUGUCGACCAUGAACCUUUCCAAACAUGCAGCUGAUCCAGUGAUAACCAAGAGACUGUCCUACUCCUCUGCCACACUCCUACACUCUCCUGACAGAGUGUUACAGAAAAGGACCUCCUCUUCGCCCUUACUUAGCAAAUCACAGUCCAAACUCCGCCUACCAGGGGGAAAGACCGCCCACUACAAACCCCAAGGUAUACGUCGUAUGCCGUUGACUCCGUGGGAGAACACCGUGGUCAGUCGUCUGCUACAACCCACACACUCCUACCUGGCACGCAGCCGCAGCGCCAUGAGCCUGUCUGGAGACACAGUAGCCAUGCCUGUGUGUCCUCGCUCAGUGUCCUGCCACCCUAUGGGCUCUAUGUCCUUCAAGUCCAUCCAAUCCCAGCCUCUGACCGUCUGCCGCAGCCAAGAGCCACGCCGCCUCCGGGACAACACCAACCGCAGGAGGACCACCGGCAACGCACAGGAUAAGCAUAAGGACUUUGUCAGGAAGUCUUGGAGCAACCUCUCCCUGCCUCUGACCACACCCCCUCUGACCACGCCCACUGCCAAGAGGUCCCGGUCACCAGGGAAACAGAGUAGAGUGACAGCGCCCUCACCUGGCAGAGUACGUGGGCAGUCCCCCAGCCCAUAAGCCUACAGCAGGCACCACAGACCCAGAGGAGGCCACACGGAUCCUGGCAGAGAAACGUAGACAAGCCCGGGAACAGAGGGAGAGGGAGGAGGAGAGGAGAGGCAAACAGGAGGAAGCAGAGAGGUGUGGUCAGGAGGAGAUGGCUCAGCGUAAGGCUGAGGAGAGACAGAGGAGAGAGGAGGAGGAGGAGAGAGCCCAGCAGGAGAGAGACGAGGAGAGAGCCCAGCAGGAGA